CAUGGAUUGGCAGCGGUCGCACUUUUGAGGGCUGGAGCGCUGUCGGUUUCCAGGUGUCUCAUCAACUCUUUUCGUCGGACACGCGGCAAAAGCUUUGUUGGGCACAGCUGCUUUUGCGCGUUUCUCGUGCGGUGAAGACGCUUCUCGUCGCUCGCGGGCGCCUCCGAACCACCCAGCCUUUCAACUUCUGGCACGAGAGCACAGGCGAUGGAGCGCGCGCAGGGAGCGCAGCGCGCGUCCCCCUUGGACGCGCCCGAGGAGCCGCGGUCUACGAUAAGCGAUGUGGGUCGGACGUGGGCGCGCUUCGCCCGCACCUUCGCGCUCAUCUUCCCCGUGUACGCGCUCGGCUUCCUGGGCUUCAGCUUCAGCUGGAUCCUCAUCGGAGCGGCGGCGCUCUUCUGGUGGAGGAAGAACCGGCGCGAGAAGACGAGCCGCCUGGACCGCGCGCUCGCCUACUUGGAGCUCGAGGAGACCCCCGUGCGACAGAAGCUCACCACCUCGGAGUUGCCCUCCUGGGUUCACUUUCCAGACGUGGAGCGGGUGGAAUGGCUCAACAAGACAGUGAAACAGAUGUGGCCCUACAUCUGCCAGUUUGUGGACAAGCUGUUCCACGAGACCAUCGAGCCAGCAGUGAAGGGAGCCAACCCUCACCUCAACACCUUCGGUUUCACCAAGGUUGACUUGGGAGACAAGCCCCUCAGGAUCAAUGGUGUGAAGGUGUACAACGAGAACGUGGACAAGAGGCAGAUCAUCAUGGACCUGGAGAUCAGCUUUGCAGGCAACACAGAAAUCGACGUGGAUAUCAAGCGAUACUACUGCAGAGCUGGGAUCAAGAGCAUACAGCUCCAAGGCGUUGUGAGGGUCAUCAUGGAGCCGCUGCUGGGGGACGUCCCACUGGUGGGGGCCCUGUCCAUCUUCUUCCUCAAGAAGCCAUUUCUCGACAUCAACUGGACGGGCCUCACAAACAUGCUGGACAUUCCUGGAUUGGACUCCCUGUGUGACGGUCUUAUCCAGGACAUCAUCUACAGCUGCCUGGUCCUACCAAACCGCAUCACAAUCCCCCUUGUUGAGCAGAAGGACCUGGAGCAGCUGCGCUUCCCCAUGCCCUUGGGUGUCCUCAGAAUCCACUUUGUGGAGGCCCAGGAUCUGGAGGGGAAGGACACGUACCUGGGGGGGCUCAUCAAGGGGAAGUCGGACCCCUACGGUGUCAUCCAGGUCGGCAACCAGCUCUUCCAGAGCAAGACCAUCAAUGACAACCUCAACCCCAAGUGGAACGAGGUCUACGAGGUCCUGGUGUACGAUUGCAAGGGGCAGCAGCUGGACAUUGAACUCUAUGACGAAGACCCCGACAAAGACGAUUUUCUCGGAAGUCUGUCGAUUAACAUGGAGGAGCUUCAAAAAAUGCAGAAGGUGGAUGGGUGGUUCGUGCUGGAGGAGGCCGUCACUGGGAAGUUGCACCUGAGGCUGGAGUGGCUGUCCCUGCUGUCGAGUCCUGAGAAGCUGGAGGAGGCGCUGAUCAGCACGAGGGCGGACCAGACCAAGGCCAGUCCGGUGCUGUCCUCCGCUGUGCUCCUGGUGUACUUGGACUCAGCCAAGAACCUGCCGUCGGGCAAGAAGUUGACCAGUGAUCCGAGCCCAUAUGUACAGUUCAUCUUGGGCCAGAAGAAGUUUGACAGCAAGAUUCGCUACAAGACGAUGGAGCCUGUUUGGGAGGAGUCCUUCAUGUUCCUUGUCCCAAACCCCCGCAACCAGGAGCUUAAGGUUGAGGUGAAGGAUGACAAGCACAAGUGCUCCUUGGGCACCAUAACUUUGCCCCUGACCGAGCUACUGGAGGCAGAGAACAUGACGCUCGAGCAGCGGUUCCCUUUGAAGAAUUCUGGUCCCAGCAGCACCCUCAAGUUGAAGAUGGGCCUCAGGAUUCUCAGCCUUGAGAAGACUGGUUCAUCAGACCAGCCAUCAUCCGUGCAGCUGAAGAAGGCGAGUGCAGACAUCCCUGCCAGCUCUACCGCUGGUGUUUCUGCUGGCCCUUCAAGCAAUCUUUCUAGCAGCUCCACCCCACGACCUCAGGUCUCAACCAUCACCCAAGGUCCUGCCUCCACAAUCUUGGGUCCUACCUCUGUCUCGUUCUCUGGCCCUACCCAUGAGAUGCCUCGCUCUGGCUCUGGACCCGCCCACCUCUAUAGCCCUUCCAAUCCUGGUAGCAUGACCCACUUGAGCAGCAUUGGGAAGAGCACCUCUAGUCUAGCUAUCGGGGGUUCCCACAAGGAGUCCACACCGAGCAUUGCCUCUGACAUGUCCCUGCCCAAUGCCACCCAGGAACUGCAGCAGAGGCUCCGGCAGAUGCAGAACGGAUCCGCUUCUGGACCGUACUCCUUGGGACGGGUGAAGCUGACAUUACGACACAGUGCCCAGAGGAACAAGCUCAUCGUAGUGGUCCACUCGUGCCAGAACCUGAUCGCGUUCAGUAAGGACGGCUCUGAUCCCUACGUGCGUCUCUACCUGCUCCCGAACAAGAAGAGGUCGGGCAGGAGAAAAACGGGCACGGUGAAGAAGAACCAGAACCCGGUGUUUGAUCAAACGCUCGAGUUCAGCGUUACCAACGUGGAGCUGCAAAGAAGGGUUCUGGAUGUGGCUGUGAAGAAUGGAGGGGGAAUCCUAUCCAAACACAAGGGGCUCCUCGGGAAGGUGCUUGUGGAUCUGUCGUCUGAAGAAAUAGUCAAAGGACAUACAGAGUGGUAUGACCUCUCUGAGGAUGGUUUCCAAAGAUCUGAACAGACCUAGUGGUCCCAGAAGGAGAGUGUGAUGUCAACAAGCAAGCAUCCCCACUGGCAAAUCUUUGCAAUCACCACCCGCUUUACAAGCUUUUAUAGUGUUAUGUUUUAUUAUGCAGCGAACGCACUGUUUACCCUUGCUUUUGUACUACGGUUCCUAAGAUCCUAAGACCUAGACACCAUAGUAGUCUGCACGGUUAUUUAACAUUGCUCAGUUCUCUCUGUUUUUAUUGCCACUUCUUAUUUUCUUGUGCAAGAGGUCAGAGGGGUCUGAUGAUGCUCUGAAGGAGUGGAAUCCAGGGAAAGUGUUGGACUGCACUUGGAAAACAUUUGUCAUUGCUUGAUAUACCGUGUCCUUAAAGCCAGAAGUCUAUUAUGUCCAACAAAAACCUUUCCUUAUUUUUUAAAUGUUGUUUACCCUACCUUGUUUGUCUUUAUGAAUCAUGUUUGAGAGUUAACCAGAGAGUUUUGUGAGAACACCACCAGCUACCCUCUGUAUGUUUCUAAAAGAAUGUAAUUCCAUGUUUGAAAUUAAUGUGCUAAAUGCAGACUUGUUCAGAUUGUCUGGUAUGUGAUAUAAAGGAUAAUGAAAAUAUGAAGUGCAGCAUGUAUAAAUCUGGUAGCUCGUAGGGAUAUGGGUUGCGAAGAUGCAGCAUCCCGAAACACAUUCAUAGCACUUUGUUAUAAAUCACAUUUCGUUUUCCAAAGACUAUUGCUGUGUCAGUAAAACAUCUAGCUGUUGACAUGGAGUACCAUGUUCUCUCAUAUUUUGUAAAACAACAAUAAUCAAUAUAGGGAAAAAAAGACAUGUAUAUGCCAUAUAAUUCAAAUAUGAAUGCAUUUGUCAAUGAUUUUGCAAUGCGAUUUAAAUAUUUAGCCCUGAGGUGGUUUUCUUCUGCUUGCAUUGUUUACAUUUAUAUAGAAAAAUUAUUGGAAAAUCAUUACUAUGAUGUCACACAGCUGUUGCUGCUGCAUGCCAAAGACAGGACUGCGCAUUCUGACUCUGCAACUGAGAAGGUAGAUGUAGAGGCAGAGUGCAUGUGCUACCAUGGCAACGUGGGCCAUAGCAGUCUAAGCACAUGCAAUUUGUUUCGUACGCGCUCCGCUGCUUCAUUUUCCUCCCGAGAUCACACAGGUAUGAUUUGAAUGGGCUUUAAUAUAAUAUUUCUUCCACCUGUACAGACACGGUUUCUGCAGAUCCCGGGGAGUUGCUUAUGAGUGCACGCAGACACACAACUUUAUUGCUUUGAAAGGCGUUAGAUAAAUAAUGUGCCUUUAUGGAAAUAUGGAUUUUCUCUCUCUGACAAGUUGGUCACGGCUGCAUGCGAUGUCUGAGCAUCUGUGCCCCUUUUAUUUAUGUUCUCUUAAUUUAGUCCUUAGUCUCUUAGUUCUCUUAACUUAUUAAUCCUCAAGAAAAUGUAUAUGUUGCAGUCUUUUUAUUCUUGUUAUCGUUAAGAAAGGUCGUCCUUGAUGUUCCUCUGUGCCGCAAGUGAUUCUGCAGGUUUAUGCACCUUAUUUAUAUCGUGCCUUAAAAACAUGACACUGAAAAAUGAUAAAUGGUGGGACUUCGGCGGAGGAGACACAUGUAGGGUUUUUUGCGU
Messenger RNA from Scleropages formosus (Asian bonytongue), 4372 nucleotides. RefSeq names its product extended synaptotagmin-2-like. Gene Ontology annotation, molecular function: phosphatidylinositol binding; phosphatidylcholine binding; calcium ion binding. The record is from RefSeq and is a predicted model, not a curated record. Bases 208 to 2781 code for a protein of 857 amino acids. Gene Ontology annotation, cellular component: endoplasmic reticulum membrane. Lineage: Eukaryota; Metazoa; Chordata; Actinopteri; Osteoglossiformes; Osteoglossidae. The transcript has 23 exons. Gene Ontology annotation, biological process: lipid transport.